GUUGGGGCAGUUUGAAACAAAUUUUCGUUCACGAAUUUUUAUAUGGUAUGAAACAUUACUGAAGUGUGACGAAUAAUAAUGGCAGCAAAUAAAAAAUUUAAGUUACUUAUUCAUUCGGCUCGUCAACUGGUACAAGUUUGCUCAAAAGGUGAAAAAGUGUUGCGAGGAGUUGAUAUGAGUCACGUGGCCAUUUUAGAAAGCAAAGAGUCUGAGGGUGAUACUCUUAGUGGUAUUAGUGUUGUUGUUGAUAGAGAUGGUAAAAUAGCAGAUAUUGGAAAUGAUGAAGAAAUUAUUUUUAAGUACAAAAAUGAAGUUUUUGAUACACAAGUGGAUGCUAGUGGAAUGUGCAUUCUACCAGGAUUUAUUGAUGCUCACACACAUCCUGUCUGGGAUGGUGACAGAGUCCAUGAAUUUGCCAUGAAGCUUGCUGGAGCCACAUACAUGGAAGUACAUGCUGCUGGAGGUGGAAUUCAUUACACAGUUGACCAUACUCAAGAGGCCUCGGAAGAAAAACUCUUAAUGUUAUUCAUCCAACGACUUCAUUGUAUGCUCCAAGCAGGAACGACACUCAUAGAAGCAAAAUCAGGCUAUGGACUUGAUGCGGAGAAUGAGAUUAAAUUGCUUAGGGUUAUUGAAAGAGCAAAAUUUGUUCAGCCAAUAGAAAUCUCAUCAACAUAUUGUGGAGCACAUGCUGUUCCAAAAGGUAUGACUUCACAACAGGCCACUGAUGAUAUAAUCAGUGACCAGCUUCCAAGGAUUAAAGAUCUGAUGAACAAAGGAAGUCUCUGUGUGGAUAACAUUGAUGUUUUCUGCGAGAAAGGAGUUUUUGAGGUAGAAGAAAGCAAAAAGAUCUUACAAGCUGGACAGUUGUUGGGUUUGAGGGUAAACUUCCAUGCUGAAGAAUUACACUGCAUUCAUGGAGCUGAGAUGGGAGCAAAGCUUGGUGCUGAGGCUAUAUCACACCUUGAAGAAAUCUGUGAAGCAGGAAUACAGGCUAUGGCCAAAGCAGGAACAAUAGCUGUUAUCCUCCCAACAACACAAUACAUUUUACGUUUACGACCUCCUCCUGUACGCCAAAUGAUUGAAGCAGGAAUCCCCAUUGCUCUUGGGACAGAUUUUAAUCCCAAUGCCUACUGUUUAUCCAUGCCAUUGACAAUGCAUCUUGCUUGUGUUAACUUUCGUAUGAGUAUGCCGGAAGCCCUUGUGGCCUCUACAAUUAAUGCAGCAGCAGCCCUUGGAAAGUCUUUGACCCAUGGAUCGAUAGAAAUUGGAAAAUUUGCUGACAUGGUGGUGAUUGAAGCACCAAGGUGGGAACAUAUAGUGUAUCAGCUGGGAGGCCAUGAUCAACUUAUCAAGGUAGUCAUUAAACAUGGAAAUGUUGUCCAUAAAAGAACGCAGUGAUCUUUAAGGAAGGAAAAAAGGUUUGACUUUGGUAGGAAAAACAAAUAUUUCAGAAACCACAGUUUUGGAAGCUCCAGCUAAGCAUGAAUUUUGGGAACGGUUUAAACUUGAUCCUGUCGAUGGUGUGUGAUGACGAACCUUUGAACAUAACAGCCGGUAGUAAGCUUGACGGUAAUGACGAUUCAUCACUGCAUAGAUGAAUGGAUUGAUACAAGAUGACAUCCAUGCCAAGACUGAAGCUAGGACAUGUAUGGUAGGGUAUCUGAAAAAAUGGAUUGUUUAUUUUUGUUCAGAGAUUUGAAAGAGGUUCUUAGUAAAAACCUAUUCCUUGUUUAGUUUACUCAUACACUUGAAAUAUUAUAAGUUUUCUGUUAUAUUUUAAAUAAGUGUUUGGCAGGAUACCUUAAAACAGGCUUAUAAAUAAUUAUUGUUUAAGAUAUGUGUGUUUAACCAUUUCUUUUGGUAUGUCUUAUUAUAGAUUUAUUGCCAGAUAACUUUUAUUAUACUCUAUUAUAUACUUACUGCUUUUUAUUAUUCUUUGUUACUUGUUAAAUUUAAGUUGUUUUUCAAACAACCCAAAAAUUAUAUAGUUUUAAUACUCUAUGAAACAAAUAAAAGUAUCAGAUAUGAGCUUUCAUUUGUAUUUGUUUUGAUUUAUGCAAAUUAGUCUUCUUAACUCUUGUUUUGGAAUAUUGUCUGAAGAAUUAAUUCAUUCAUCAUUUACAAUGACAUAUUUUUUUUGUUCAAAUGUUUGUUUGUAUCAAACCAAUAUGGAAGUUCUUUCACUCUAGUUAAAAAUAAUUCUUAUUUUUUUACAAUCUGGUUUAAGUAUGGCUUAGUGAUUAGCAUGGUUUGUGUGAUCUGUUGUCACAAAAAUUCACACCGUACUUAGGAACCAUGGAUGCACUAUGAAAAUUCUAAAAUUUUUUAAACCCAUCUUGGACAACAUAAAAAAUACAGCCUAGCCUUAAAGGAGAACUGUAUUUUAAAAUAACAGUGAAUUGCUUAAAUUCAUUCUAUAGUGAAAAGUUAGUCCUUAACCCAUAUACAAAUGUAUGUAAAUAAAAGCUGAGUUAUUAGAGCAAUCCUGAAUGGCCAACUGGGAAGUCAAACAAGAGAUAAAAAAAGAGAAUUAUUAAUAAAUUUUUGUUUGGUUUAUGUAUAUACAAUAUUGAAGACAAUAAAAAUGUUAAAUAUAUAUGUUAAGUGAAGAAAAAGAAAAAUGUAAUCAAAGCAACUUUAUAAAUUAUCCCAAAGUUUUUACAAAGGGAUUGUGUAAUGGGUGAUUAUAUACACCAUAUAUUUUGUAAAGUAAAUUUACUUGUUCAUA
This is a messenger RNA of Limulus polyphemus (Atlantic horseshoe crab), 2731 nucleotides long. RefSeq names its product probable imidazolonepropionase. The transcript is spliced from 9 exons. Bases 79 to 1401 code for a protein of 440 amino acids. The record is from RefSeq and is a predicted model, not a curated record. Gene Ontology annotation, molecular function: imidazolonepropionase activity. Gene Ontology annotation, cellular component: cytoplasm. NCBI's taxonomy places the organism in Eukaryota, Metazoa, Arthropoda, Merostomata, Xiphosura, Limulidae.